AUGAGACUCCGCAAACCGUCUCAAUUUUCCGCUCCGACAAAGGGCCGAUUGUGGCGUGUCACUGGGUGGCUGGCCUGCCAGAUGUGGUUAAUACACCAGCUGCGACCUGUCACGGGUUCGUGGGUCACCCACGCUGCUGCUCACCGACUCACCGAAAUCCCACCAUCCUUUGUCUUCGACCCCUCCCCUCCAUUAUUUAAGACCCCAGGAAACUCAUUCGGCCUCCCUGGCUUUUUUCUCGGCUAUACAACGAAGACUCAGAUGCCUCUGCCAUAUGGGAAUACUCGAGAUUUCCACGCCACGUCGCUUGUCGACACAGGAAGCCAGAAUAGGCGGCUAUCGUUCUCCUUCAUUCAACCAAAGUUCAUCAAGGAUGCCGUGAACAGCUCUCGCCGAGGAAGCUUGGACCCGACACACUCGGAACCGAAGCGCUUCCUCAUUCCGACACACAAAACCCUCCAAGAGCUCUUAGCUCAGGAAGACACCGAUCGCGACUGGAAGAUCACCAUUGAAGAUGACGGCCCCAAGGCGCUGCGACUCGGCUCGAGCGGCUCGGAUGGUGUCCGUCGGUACGACAUUCGCGGGACGUAUGCGCUGUCGAAUCUGCUUCAGGAACUGAGCAUUGCGAAUCUUGGCUCGAAAACGUCCUUGCUUCUUGAUGAAGCGCGGUUGUACGAGAACCCGGUUGACAGGCUGUCACGCCUGAUCAGGACGGUGUUCUGGGACAAUCUCACUCGCCGCAUCGAUAGCACGAAUAUUGCUCGUGUAGCGAGAGAUCCGAAAGAUUGGACGGAGAAUCCCAAAGGAAGAGUAUACGUGCCGCCAGGCGCCCCCGAACAGUUCGAGUACUACUCCAACUACGCGAAGAAGCAUCCCGAAGCCGACCUCGAGGUUUGUAUGCUGCCGGACGAGAUUACUGAUGCUUACGUGCGCGACUUGAACAGGGCCCCAGGCCUGCUUGCCUUGGCAGUUGAAACCACUGUCAACCCCGAGACGAAGAAGAAAGAGUUUAGCGGCUUGCCAUUUGUUGUCCCUGGCGCAAGAUUCAACGAAUUGUAUGGCUGGGAUAGCUACUUCAUCGUGCUCGGUCUUCUGCGCAGUGGACGCGAGGAUCUCGCCCGAUCGACGAUUCUCAACUUUGCAUUUUGCAUUGAACACUACGGAAAAGUGUUCAAUGCGAAUAGGACGUAUUACCUCGGCCGAUCACAGCCACCUUUCCUGACGGACAUGGCGCUGAGCACAUAUGAGCAGACCAAAGAGGAGCCUUGGGCACUGGAUUUGCUCCGCACUGCUACACAGGCAGCCAUCAAGGAGUACUACACUGUCUGGACGGCUGCGCCUCGGAUUGACCCCCUUACUGGCUUGUCCCGCUACAGGGCAAGAGGCCUUGGCGUGCCCCCGGAGACAGAGAAAUCGCAUUUCACCCAGGUAUUGAAGCCAUACGCCGCGAAACACAAUCUCAGCAUGGAGGAGUUUAUCGAAGCCUACAACUACGGUGUCAUCGAAGAACCAGAGCUGGACGAGUACUUCCUCCACGACAGAUCACUGCGGGAAUCUGGCCACGACACGUCUUAUCGCCUGGAGCACGUCUGUGCGGACCUCGUGACUGUCGACCUGAACUCUCUGCUGUACAAGUACGAGACAGACAUCUCCCACAUCAUCCGAACAUUCUUCAACGACAACUUCCUCGUCGCCCCCGGCUUCGGCAAAACCCCCCACGAAACCUCCGCAACCUGGGACCGCCGCGCCCGAUUCCGCAAAGCCCAAAUGAACAAGUAUCUCUGGAACGACGAGGUUUCCAUGUACCUCGAUUACAACACCAAGACGCAACGCCAAAUGCCCUACGAAAGCGUGACCACCCUCUGGCCUCUCUGGGCGCGUUGCGCGAGCCCGGCUCAAGCCGCAGCGAUCGUGAACAACACCCUGUCCAAAUUCGAACACUACGGCGGCCUCGCCGCGUGCACCGAGUCCUCCCGCGGCCCCAUCUCCCUCGAGCGGCCAAACCGCCAAUGGGACUACCCCUAUGGCUGGGCGCCGCACCAGAUCCUCGCGUGGCGCGGCCUACAGAACUACGGGUACGAAGAGGACGCGCAGCGUUUAGCAUACAAGUGGCUGCACAUGAUGACGCGUGCGUUCGUCGAGUUUAACGGGGUUGUUGUGGAGAAGUACGAUGUUACGCAGCCGGAUGGGCCGCACAAGGUUGAUGCGGAGUAUGGGAAUCAGGGAGCGGACUUUCGAGGCGUUUCAAGGGAAGGCUUUGGGUGGGCGAAUGCGAGUUAUCUGGUGGGACUUGAUUUGAUGAAUACACAUAUGCGCAGGGCCUUGGGGGUUUGUGUGCCGUUUGAGAAGUUGGAGGGGUCUUUGUAG
Aspergillus calidoustus is the source of this 2367-nucleotide messenger RNA. Lineage: Eukaryota; Fungi; Ascomycota; Eurotiomycetes; Eurotiales; Aspergillaceae. The record is from the annotation of a GenBank genome assembly.